UGCGCUCCAAAUAUUUGUAGGCACCACCGAUGCUUAUCGGCCCCAAAAAGCAUCCGAAGAGAUUACGGAUUGUUUCAAAUUUUGAUCGUUGAAAACUCGUCAACCUCUUCGUUGAUCCAGAGGUCUUUUUCAUUCAGAACAUCUUGGUUGUUUGUUGGGCUUUCUUUUCUUGAUGGCGGCUUUGAAGGAGCUUUUGCCACCUGCUAAAUCAUCUACUUCCACCUUCUAUGAUCAUUCAAGCGAUCCAUGGUUUAAGCAACGAUACAGCGCCCCCACGGAGGAUGAUCUUACUGAAAUCAUAAAAACUAAUUUGAUCCCAUUAUACAAUACACCAGAACGGUUGAAGUAUCGACCAUCAAAACCACAAGACUUUGGUGAUGGUGGAGCAUUCCCUGAGAUUCAUUAUGGGCAGUAUCCUCUUGAAAUGGGUAGGAAGAAGGAUGCAGCUUCUGGCCCCAAGACCUUACCUGUAACAGUUGAUGACCAUGGUAAUUUGACAUUUGAUGCGAUUGUGAAGCAGAACGAAAAUGCUUCAAAGAUUGUGCAUUCACAGCACAGAGAUCUUGUUCCAAAGAUUUUGAAAAAUGAAGACGAUGAAGAAGAAGAGGAGGAUAUUGAGAAGCAGAAAGAGAUUGAGAAAACCACAUUGCAGACAAAAGCUGCUCUCGAGAAGAUCGUGAAUGUGCGAUUAAGUGCAGCACAGCCCAAAAACGUUCAAACGCAAUCUCAAGAUUCGAAGUUCAUCAAAUACAAGCCCUCACAGCAGUCGGCUGCUUUCAAUUCAGGGGCAAAAGAGAGAAUUAUUAGAAUGGUGGAGAUGCCCGUUGAUCCAUUAGACCCACCAAAGUUUAAACACAAGAGGGUUCCAAAGGCUAAUGGCUCCCCACCCGUCCCAGUUAUGCACUCCCCUCCCCGACCUGUGACUGUUAAAGACCAGCAAGAUUGGAAAAUCCCACCAUGCAUUUCAAACUGGAAGAAUCCAAAAGGUUACACCAUUCCACUCGAUAAACGUUUGGCAGCUGAUGGCAGAGGACUUCAGGAGGUUCAAAUCAAUGAUAACUUUGCUAAACUUUCCGAGGCCUUAUAUGUGGCAGAACAGAAAGCUAGAGAAGCUGUUGCCAUGAGAUCAAAGGUUCAGAAAGAGAUGAUGAUGAAAGAUAAGGAACGUAAAGAGCAAGAAUUGCGCGCUUUAGCUCAGAAGGCAAGAUCCGAGAGAACUGGCGCUGUAGCUCCAGCAGCUCCCCUAUCCUCCAACCACAUCAUGAUGGACAUGGAUGGGCCCAUGAGAAAUGAACACGAACAUGAACGCGUGAAGGAGAGAGAGACAAGGGAGGAGAGAGAAGAGCGGUUGCAGAGAGAGAAGAUUCGCGAGGAGAGACGUAGAGAGAGGGAGAGGGAAAGAAGAUUAGAAGCCAAAGAUGCAGCCAUGGGGAAAAAGAGCAAGAUCACCAGAGACCGAGAUCGUGACAUCAGCGAGAAGGUGGCUCUCGGUAUGGCAUCUGCUGGCGGAUCUCGUGGCGGAGAAGUGAUGUACGACCAGCGGCUGUUUAAUCAAGAAAAGGGAAUGGACUCUGGUUUCGCAACUGACGACCAAUACAACGUCUACGACAAAGGUUUGUUUACCACUCAACCGACCCUUUCGACCUUGUACAGGCCGAAGAAGGAUGCUGAUGACGAGAUGUAUGGUGGGGCCGAUGAGCAGAUGGAGAAGAUUAGGAAGACGGAUCGGUUUAAACCCGAUAAAGGGUUUAGUGGUGCUGGUGAAAAGAGCGGUCCAAGAGAUCGACCGGUUGAGUUCGAGAAGGAGGUUGCGGAAGAGGCAGAUCCAUUUGGUUUGGACCAGUUUUUGACCGAGGUUAAGGGAGGGAAGAAGGCGUUGGAUAAAGUCGGAAGCGGAGGGACGAUGAAAGCAAGCGGCGGGUCGUCGAUGAGAGAAGGGUACGAAGGGGGGUCUGGUAGAAGUCGGAUUGGGUUUGAAAGGGGACGAUAACAAACUUACUGAUGUGCUUAAUAUCAUCAUGGUUGUGUUGUUAGUGUGUUUGAAUGAGUGAGUGUACCAAUGUGUUGGACUUGUUACUUGGAAUGGAACUAUGUGUCUUAACGUGAGUUUAUUCGUUCAGCUAUAUAUUA
Cynara cardunculus var. scolymus (artichoke) is the source of this 2130-nucleotide messenger RNA. RefSeq names its product SNW/SKI-interacting protein A-like. NCBI's taxonomy places the organism in Eukaryota, Viridiplantae, Streptophyta, Magnoliopsida, Asterales, Asteraceae. Gene Ontology annotation, cellular component: spliceosomal complex. The coding region runs from base 173 to 1990 and encodes 605 amino acids. The record is from RefSeq and is a predicted model, not a curated record. Gene Ontology annotation, biological process: mRNA splicing, via spliceosome. The transcript has 2 exons.